This is a messenger RNA of Myxocyprinus asiaticus (Chinese sucker), 4273 nucleotides long. Its product is annotated as proto-oncogene tyrosine-protein kinase Yrk-like. Gene Ontology annotation, biological process: innate immune response; protein phosphorylation; cell differentiation. The transcript has 14 exons. The record is from RefSeq and is a predicted model, not a curated record. Bases 352 to 2112 code for a protein of 586 amino acids. Gene Ontology annotation, cellular component: extrinsic component of cytoplasmic side of plasma membrane. Gene Ontology annotation, molecular function: signaling receptor binding; non-membrane spanning protein tyrosine kinase activity; ATP binding. NCBI's taxonomy places the organism in Eukaryota, Metazoa, Chordata, Actinopteri, Cypriniformes, Catostomidae.
GUUUCGCCUGGCGCAGAGCGCGCGCGGAAUUCACCCCUUCCGGACACAGCUCGACUCGAGCGAGCGCAUCCACGGCCGGCUGAACGCCGUCCGGACUCUUGUCUGUCUGUCUCUCUUCACCUUUCAUAAUAAAACUCACUGAUCCAAAGAUACACGCGCACUGCUGGAUUCACCACACGCUGCUCUUUCUUGGACUCCGCUGUCAGUGUCAAGAAGGAAGAUGGUGUAUAUGGAAAGCUGAUCUGAGGAUCUAGUGAGACGCAAUCUGAUUAUGACGACCUCCCAUUGACUUACACUCCAAAACUCUGUUUCCAGGGUGAUGAGCUGUGCUCUUUGAAAAUAUUAAAUAUUAUGGGCUGUGCUUGCUGUAAGCAGAGGAAGGCCAGUAAAGCUUCCGCAGUGUCGAAUGCCAAUUCAUGCGACACAGGGAAUGGGACCCCGGCUUUGGAAAGCACCCGAUACAUUGCGGACCCCACUAGUAACUCAGGGACAGGGCUGAUCCCGAACUUCAAUGAUUUUCAGAAUACAAUCUCCCCAUGUCUAUUAUCCAAUCUUAACCAGACCCGCCCAGCUGGACUCACAGGAGGGGGUGUAACACUCUUUAUAGCACUCUAUGACUAUGAUGCUCGUACAGAGGAUGACCUGAGUUUCCAGAAAGGAGAGAAGUUCCAUAUUAUCAACAAUACUGAGGGUGACUGGUGGGAGGCCCGGUCUCUGGACACAGGGAAGUCUGGGUACAUUCCCAGUAACUAUGUGGCCCCUGUGGACUCCAUACAAGCUGAAGAGUGGUAUUUUGGCAAGUUGGGUCGGAAGGAUGCAGAGCGACAGUUGUUAGCCCAAAACAAUCCUAGAGGAACAUUCUUAAUACGAGAGAGUGAGACAACGAAAGGAGCGUACUCUCUGUCCAUUAGAGACUUGGACGAGACAAAGGGUGAUCAUGUCAAGCACUAUAAGAUACGGAAGCUGGAUAAUGGCGGAUAUUACAUAACAACAAGGACACAGUUUGACACUGUCCAGCAGCUGGUGGAGCAUUACAGAGAGCGUGCAGCAGGACUGUGCUGCCGUUUGAUUGGCAGCUGUACGCGGGGCAUGCCUAAGUUGGCUGACCUGUCAGUGAAGACUAAGGAUGUUUGGGAGAUUCCCAGGGAGUCACUGCAGCUCAUUAAGAAACUGGGCAAUGGCCAGUUUGGUGAAGUGUGGAUGGGUAGUAAUGAUGGUUUAUGUUGCUACUUGACUAAAACCUGUCCAAAUGCCACGCCCCAAACAUUGGGUUUAGGGCGGGACGCCUGGGAGAUCACCCGGGAAACACUGCAGCUCAACAGGAAGUUGGGACAGGGUUGUUUUGGCGACGUCUGGAUGGGCAUGUGGAAUGGCACAACUAAAGUUGCAGUAAAGACCUUAAAGCCAGGCACCAUGUCUCCAGAGGCCUUCCUGGAAGAGGCCCAGAUCAUGAAGAGGCUCCGUCAUGAUAAACUGGUCCAGCUGUAUGCUGUGGUGUCUGAGGAGCCCAUCUACAUCAUCACUGAGUUCAUGAGCCAAGGAAGCUUUUUGGACUUUCUGAAAGAUGGAGAAGGCAGGAAUUUGAAGUUGCCUCAACUUGUGGAUAUGGCAGCACAGAUUGCUGCAGGCAUGGCCUAUAUUGAACGGAUGAACUACAUCCACAGAGACUUGCGAGCUGCCAAUAUUCUGGUUGGAGAUGGUCUGGUCUGUAAGAUUGCAGACUUUGGGUUGGCUAGACUCAUUGAGGACAAUGAGUACACAGCUAGACAAGGAGCAAAGUUUCCGAUAAAGUGGACUGCCCCAGAGGCUGCUCUUUAUGGUAAAUUUACCAUCAAAUCAGAUGUGUGGUCUUUUGGUAUCCUGUUGACUGAACUCAUCACCAAGGGCAGAGUGCCUUAUCCAGGGAUGAACAACAGAGAAGUUCUGGAGCAGGUGGAGCGCGGUUAUCGAAUGCCAUGUCCGCAUGGCUGCCCGGCGUCUCUGCAUGAGUUGAUGCUGCAGUGCUGGAGGAAGGAUGCCGAUGAGAGGCACACAUUCGAGUACCUGCAGAGUUUCCUGGAGGACUACUUUACUGCUACUGAACCCCAAUACCAGCCUGGAGAGAACCUGUGAUAUACACAUAUACACGCUUAUUCGCAUUAGUUCAAUAUAUCCUUCAGGAAAGAUGCCUUUGCUUUUUAUCACAAUACCUCCAUAAACUGAUUUUGACUCAUGGCCCUCUUAAUCACAGGCUCCUACUGGAUAUGCUUUAGUGCAAUUUCACAUCAUGUGCUUCAGACUGAGAGCUUUAAACUGAAAUGCUUUUAACACACUGAUAUCAAACAGCCAGGUAGGCUUCUUCCUCUGAAGUGUGAAGUUUAACUUCAAAUAUGACAGCACAUACUGUAUUAUUGCAUUUUACUCAGUCUCUCUGAUUAAGCAAUAUUGAUUAGUUAACUACUUAAUCAAGAUACAACAUAUCAAUACCUGCCUGUUUUACUAUAUCCACUGCUACAAUUGAAUGUUCUUUCUCUUGUAGACUAUUUAAGUCAUUUCUAAUGGGUAUUGAAGAGUUAUUCCAGUGAACUGGACAUUUUGCUCUGAGAUUGAACAGAAUAACCAGAAUAACUUGACUAGACAUUCUACAAUGACCUGGAUAACUAAGAAAAUGCACACAUAUUUUUGAUGGGUAGUAUGUUGUAAGAUGAAUGUGACAUGCAAAUCUGCACUUCAAUCACAAAGAAGGCUCUUCCUCCUGAAUAGCAUUGCCACACCAUUCUAUUAGCUACUUUUCAAUCACAUGAUUCAGCUGCUGAAUGUGCAUAUUUGUUUCUGCAAUGCAAAUAGACAAAAAGGAAAAUUGAAUGCUAAGAUAUUGGCAGGGCCUUUGGAAGUCAAGUUUUUGAACCUUUCCGGUGUGAUAGUGUCCAUCACAUAUACUGAAACCACAGACUAAAUCUUGAAAUGACAGAGGUGAUGUCUGUGUGCAUGCAUAUGAAGGACCAAAGCAUUUGAAAAUGUAUUUGAGCUCUUCUGUAUAUUUGUUUCUCGGGACUAAGUUUCUUUUGCCAGUUGUGUAAUUGCUUUAUAAUAAUCCUUUUGUCUAAUUUUGAAGCUUAAAGUCUUUUACUUGUAUCAUCAUUGGAAGGGAUCUACUAUAAAGAAGCAUUGUUGUAAAAUAAUGGACUUUAUUGUGGCUUUAAAGGGGUAGUUCACCCCAAAAUGAAAGUUCUCUCAUUAUUUACUCACCCUCAUGCCACCCCAGAUGUGUAUGACUUACUUUCUUCUGCUGAACACAAAUGAAGAUUUUUACAAUGCAAGUGAAUGGAAACCAAACUUUUGAUGCUAAGAUAAAGGCAGCAUAAAAGUAAUCAAUAAGACUCCUAAGUGGUUAAAUCUAUAUCUUCAGAAGCUGUAUGACAAGUGUGGGUGAGAAACAGAUCAAUAUUUUAGUCCAUUUUUACUAUAAAUUCUCCUUCCUGCACAGUAGGUGGCAAUGUGCAAGAAGAAUGCAAAUCGCCUAAAACAAAUGGCAUGAGGCAAAGUAAAUGAUGGGAGAAUUUUCAUUUUGGGUGAACUAUCCCUUUAAAGGUGAAUCUCACGAAACAUGUCAAGAACAUGGCCAUGUCAUAUUUCACCUCAAACUCAAAAGAAAGAAAAAAUAAGUUACAUUUCCUUAAAGAUAAUGAAGCCUAUAUUUGGACCAUAGAGAUUUUUGCAUUGCUGCAUUAUUUUCAUGACAACCAAGCAACCCCCUUCCCCCAUUUUUAUUGUAUAAUAUAUAUAUAUAUAUAUUUUUUUUUUUUUAUUAAAAGAUAAAAUGUCCAGACACAUUAAAGUUGUGAGAAUUGGUGAGGAAAUGUGCUUUUGUCUUUUUUAUUAUUUUGUAUUUAUUUCUUUUCUUUUUUUUAUUCAAUUUUAUUGUGAAGAUUUAUCCGAAGAUUUAUUCAUUUUUGUGAGAUUCACACUGAAAGAAGGACUUUGAGAUGGUAUUGAUACUGGCUUUCAAAAAUUAGUACAGGCAUAGCUUACUUCAUACCUGUCCUUUAUAAAUACAAGGAAAAGCUACUGUUAUUUUUUUAGUUAGUUAGUUUCCUGCAUUUGUACACUGUAUUUUACAUCUUGUCAUAUCUCAUUGAUUUGGUUUUAAUUUACGUGGACAUUAAAACCUGUGCCUUUAUUCAGGAUCAGUGACAUUCUGUAGAGAUAGACUAACCCUGAACUGAAUGUGAGUAGAUUAUUACAGUUAUGAAAUGUUUGUGCCAUUUUAUUACACUGAGGUUACUGAACUGAA